UCGCCUGUUGAACAGAGGACCUGCCUCCAUCAUAGACGGAGGCAAACAACCACCAGCUUACGUCACUGCAAGGGAGAAAUUACUGUGUACAGAGAGAUCUUUCAAGUCACGACUGAAAAAGAGGAAAAAGUUUCAUUUGAAGACCAAAUCCGUUGUCCACGAUGGUGUCUGCUGGGCUACAAAUGCUGGGCGCAGCUCUGGGGAUCCUGGGCUGGAUUGGCACCAUCAUCGUGUGCGCCCUUCCCAUGUGGCGGGUCACUGCUUUCAUCGGCAGCAACAUUGUCACCUCGCAGACCUCCUGGGAGGGAAUUUGGAUGAGCUGUGUGGUCCAGAGCACCGGCCAAAUGCAGUGUAAGGUCUACGACUCAAUGCUGGCCCUCAGCUCUGACCUCCAGGCUGCCCGGGCCCUGACCAUCAUCGCCAUCAUAGUGGGCGUCAUGGCUAUCUUGCUCUCUGUAGCUGGGGGGCAGUGCACCAACUGUGUGGAGGAUCCAUCGUCCAAGACCAAGGUGGGCAUUGCAUCUGGAGUUAUGUUCAUCAUAGCUGGGGUCCUCUGCCUCAUCCCUGUCUGCUGGACGGCCCACUCCAUCAUUCGAGACUUCUACAACCCGCUGAUGGUCAACGCCCAGAAGAGAGAGCUGGGUGCUUCGCUCUACAUCGGUUGGGGGGCAGCCGCUUUGAUGCUGAUCGGAGGGGGGAUGCUCUGCUGCAACUGCCCCCCUAAAGACGAGGGCUCCUACACUGCAAGGUACAAAGCUGCCAGAUCUGAGGCGUCAGCACCAGCAUCCGGGAAAGACUAUGUCUGAAACAGAUCUACGAAUGAGUAAAUAGCUUCCAUAAAGCAACGUUUACUGGGACAGAUGAACAGGUGCCACUGGGUUGUGAGUGUGGAUGUUUCAAAAGGCAUUGUUGAGGUUUACUCCUCUUCAGAGCAGUUGAAGGAAAUAAAUAGCGAGAAAGGAACCACACCCAAAGAAGAAAUGCAUCCAUUUUAUAUGCAGUUAUGUGUAUAUUUUUGGCUGUUUAUAUGAAUAUUAGUCAUUUGCAAGUCUUUUCUUCGUAGGAUAAAUGUUCUGUGAUCUCAGUCUUAUUUUGAAAAUUCCGUGUGUGGGUUGUUGUUAUGAACCAUAUGUUUGAGAUUCAUUGAUGUGCCAGUUACACUGUAAAUAAAUAUUUUCUUAACAAACCA
Messenger RNA from Chelmon rostratus (copperband butterflyfish), 1189 nucleotides. Its product is annotated as claudin-4-like. NCBI's taxonomy places the organism in Eukaryota, Metazoa, Chordata, Actinopteri, Chaetodontiformes, Chaetodontidae. The record is from RefSeq and is a predicted model, not a curated record. Gene Ontology annotation, biological process: cell adhesion; bicellular tight junction assembly. Gene Ontology annotation, molecular function: structural molecule activity. The coding region runs from base 162 to 806 and encodes 214 amino acids. The transcript has a single exon. Gene Ontology annotation, cellular component: bicellular tight junction; plasma membrane.